Macadamia integrifolia is the source of this 4491-nucleotide messenger RNA. RefSeq lists its product as uncharacterized. The record is from RefSeq and is a predicted model, not a curated record. Bases 1284 to 4115 code for a protein of 943 amino acids. The transcript has 7 exons. Lineage: Eukaryota; Viridiplantae; Streptophyta; Magnoliopsida; Proteales; Proteaceae.
UCCUUUUCAAUCCCUCUUCAAUCUCUCCCAUCUGUCAUCUCCGAUAGAAAGAUCUUUCUUUCGAUUCGGAGUGACAUUUCUCCUUCGUUUAGGUCAUUGAGAAAAAUUGUUUUGAAAUCAUGGAUUGCUAGACUUAUUUCUUUUACACUCACCAGAAAAUGCUGAAUCGAUUGAACCAAAUCUUUGUAAAUAGCUCAUUAUUCAUUGAUUGAUCAUUUGGUUUUCUGUGAAAUUUUAACAACGAUGAAAUUGGCUUUAAUGUUCUAGGAAACGAAGGAUUGAUGCUUAAUUUUAGUCAUCAUUUGCUAUUUUUUUUUCAAUUUCAUUUUGUUUCGUCCGGUUCUCCUGUGUGUUGAUGGACGAGAAAUGGCAGGAAAUUACUUUGCAACGCAACUAAUUAUGAAAAUUUAGUGGAUUUUGUAAAUUUGAUGCUCGAUUCAUUUGCUAGACUUGUUGUAGUACUUCUUAGUAGGAUAUGAGAUUAUCAUAUUAGUGAUCAAGUGCCCAUUAGGGGGUUUCUUGGCCUCGUGCCAAGGUAAUUGUUUACUUGAUGUUGCACGAGGCUGACAACCCAAACCCUGAUGUAAGUUUGUAGUUUCUAUCUUCAAGGAGAUUCCUUACACCUGAACCUUUUGGGAACUAACAAGGGAUUGUCUUCACAAUGCUCUGAAAGUAAGAAUGCUUUUAAACUGAAGAAAUCCCUGAACUGCACUGGUAGCUGAAUUUCAAAUCCUGAAUUACCUAGAUGACUGGCAGUUGUAUUUUCUUGCUCAAGGAAGAUUUGUAAUAGGCAAACAUAAUUUCUUUAACUUAGAAACUGAAAUAUGUUAAUUUAUUGAAGCAUCCUCUGUUCUUUUUCUGGUCAGUCCAUUGUAUCACCUUUGAGUGUCACCUCUUCACUUCAGCUCAAGCAGAAAUAAAUGCUUGAACUAGUAAUCUGUAACUCUAUAGUCUGCUUAUAUGCAUCAAAAACAUUUCAUUGACUGCUUGUUGUCGAGGCUUGAGCUAUCAGCACUUUAUGCCAAUUAUGUAGCAAAAUCCAAAUCAGUUGAUCAGUUAAUAAGUGAAAUUUUUAAGCUUCCAAUGACAGGCAGUGGCGCGGAAAAUGCAACACUGCUUACUAUUACACUCUUCAACAUCAAACUCAGGUUGUUGAAAAUCGAAUUCAUCUUCUCAGCCAACUUGGGGAUUUGGACCUAUCUGAGAAGACUGAUUUGUGUUCUCUUGCUAAUUUUCUUGCAACACUUUGGGAGGAUUUUACGUGCUUGGAUGUAUCCCAGUGCAUGUUAAACAAAACUAUUUUGCAUGUAGCUGCAAAAUACUUAAAAUCUGAUGUCUCUGGAUGUUUAGGACAACUUCUUGCUCUUGGAACCAAGGCAAGCAUGUGGUGUGGGAAACAUCUAAAGAUGACACUUAUAUCAAUGGAAGAGUCUCCAGAAGAAGAACAUACUGAUCUCUUUUUCCAGUUGGUCUUGGAUUUGUUGGGUUUCUCCGCUGCUUGCUUUUCAGCCUUGACCAGGUCGCCUAUUUUGGGGGAGAAGGUGGUGAUGCCUAUUGUUGAGAAGUUUGUUUCUGAACAAUUAAACCUAACAAAGGCCUCAAUUUCAGAGAUCAAGAGAAUCCCUUCUGUUGGUUUAGAAGUAUUAAAGGUGGCACAAGUGGUAGUGGAUGCUGCCAUAAGACUCUGCAGAGCGUAUUCACAAGCUCUAAAUUGGGACUCAUACAACUUGGGAAUACAGGAUGAAGGCUCCAUGGAUAGCAAAAAAGUCAACAAUGUGAAUCAUGUCAUUCACAUAACAGCGUGUACAAUUGAAAAUUUGCACGAGAUAGGCACCCUUGCAGCUACUGGUGGUGGAAGUCUGGUGACUAUUCUCAAUGCAACAUGGAAAGGUGUUGUUGCCUUGCUUCAGAUUGGUAAGGGGGUUCUAGCUGCAAAGGUACAGGUCUCAGAUAUUAUCCUGACCCUAAUUUCUCUGGUGACCGAGUCUCUGCGGUGUGCAUCAGGACAAUGGUUUUCUACACUCAACGCAACAAUUGGUGUGACAGAAGCUAGAAAGGCCUUCCUUCCAGUUAAAUUCUAUUUGAUUAAUGCCAUCCGAAUUUCAUGCCAAUACCCAUGCCAAGCAUUCACAGUAUAUAAGGAGAUAACUGUGUGUGUCUCGAUAAUCUCAAGCUUUGGCAUUGCACUUAGCAAAGAAACUCAUCUGAAAGCUGCCAGUGAAGUAGUGGCAGAACUUCUGGAGCCAACUUCUCUUCUUCUUCUUCACACCUUACUCAAUUCGGCUGAAGUUGAAUAUGAGUCCAAAUGCAAAAUUUUGGACUGGUUGCUGACUGAUGAAAGCCACUCUAGUUCACAUGAUGAGGAAAUUGGUGGUGCAACAACUGUAAUGGAUGAAAUAUUCAGUUUAAAUUUUGAAACAAAGCCUAGAGCAAGAACCCUGAUGCUUGGCCAGGUUAUCUUGUUUCUGGAUCUUUUGAAAAGUUCUACUGAUCUUGAAGAAGAUAUAAGAAUUGGAAUCUCCAGAAAACUUGGAUGUCUUCUGGACUUUUUGAUGGAUGAGUAUGUCUAUUCUACUGUUCUUGCUUUGCAUGUUCCCAUGCUAUUUAGUUCUGGAUCGACAUCAAAGGUAGUGUGGCAAUCCAUGUUUCCUUUUGUCUUGCAUGCACUGAAAACAUUCAUAAUUCUGGCAUCUUCGGAUUUAGCGUGGAAGGAGGUGGAGACUUUUCUACUUGAGAACCUUCUUCAUCCUCACUUUCUUUGCUGGGAGAUCAUUGUGGAACUCUGGUGCUUCAUUGUGCGCCAUGCCGAGAUAGAUAUGGUGAAUGAAAUUGUUGAUAAACUUUGUUCACUAAUCAAGCUUAUAGCAUCUUCAGAAUCAUCACUAAUGCCCGGUUCUGCUCUCAGGAAAAUGGCAAGAUCAAUUUGUAUGAUUAUUCAUUGUGCAUCCCAGUCUGUGAUAGAUCGUGUUUACAAUUCCAUCAUUGAUGAUAGAUCUAACUUAUUAUCUGUUAUAUACAUAGCCUUCCUCAUGGAAGGCUUCCCAUUAAAUCUGAUGUCAGAUAACCUGAAAAGGAUUGCUACACGAAGAAUCAUUACAUCCUUUUCUGGCAUCAUAGAGAUUAAUGAUGAAAAACUAUGGCGGGAUGGUUCAAGAUCAGGCAGUUCAGGUGAACUUGGGGCACCAGUAUAUGCCCUGACAUCUGCUUUACAAUGUCUCCAUAUCAAUGCCACUGAUGUUAAUGCAAAGACCCUGAAGUUCACAGUUGAUGUUAUUCAUCGCUAUGGAAGUGCUCUGGAUAGUUUCACAAAGAACCUGUGCUCUACACUUCUGAGUCACAUUUUAAGGAUCAUCUCUAACGUCAAGCAUCUAUAUGCAUCUGAUCAGAUGAGAGAAGUCAUCCUUGAGCUUCAAAAUUUGUUUGUCAAAGGUUCUGCAGCCUCAGAUACUCAGUUGUAUCAAUGCAAGCCACAUUUAGCUUCUUUCAUGGCAGGCCUUGGUCACAUGGAAAUUGCAGAAGACGAGGGAAGUGCAAACUGCUGUGCCAUAUGGGAGUUGUAUCACAUGUUGUUAAGAGAACGACACUGGGCGCUUGUUCAUUUGGCAAUCACAGCAUUUGGAUAUUUUGCAGCACGUACUUCCUGCAAUCAAUUAUGGAGAUUUGUACCACCAGAUGCAGCUCUCUCGUUUGAUGUAGAAACAGGGAACGAUGCAAAUGAAGAAAGGUUUAUGUCUGAGCUGAAGGCUUUUCUUGAGAAGGAAGUAGCUAUUGUUGUGGCCGAACCAUGUGCAGAGCAACUUGGGCUGCUUUUGAAAGAAGGUCUGAUGCUGAAAGAAACUGCUGUUAAGGUCUCAAAUAUCAAUCUAGUGGAUUCAGGACCCGAUAUCAGGGAGUUAAAUGAGGAAAAUCAACCAAACAAGAAAAGAAAACUUCCCAGUGAAAUAAGAGAAGGAAUGGCUUUGAUGCAGAAUGGUUUGAAGGUUAUUGGAGAAGGUCUUUCUCUAUGGCAUCAACAGCACUAUGAAUACAGAGAAUUGCAAGAUAAGUUUACAAGUCACCUUUCUUGCCUUGAAGAGGUGAUUGCUCAAAUGGUGGAUCUUGCAGAUAGUGGGUGACUCUUAUUUUGGUCAUCUGUUGAAGAUAUCUAUGCGAUGGGUAAUCCUACAAAUUGGAUUCCUUCCCGUACAAUGAAUGAAAGAUAAUGUUUCUGAACUAAUGCUGAGCAUGUGUGAAUAUCUCCUUUAUUUUCCUCUUUCCACCUUUGCUGUAAAUUUCUCACAACCCAUAUCUCAGAAGUCAGAAUCAUAGAACAAUAAACCAUAUCUCAGAAGCCAGAAUCCAGAAUCACAACGCAGUUGAUAGAAGUUAAAGGGUUGAAAUUUCCAUAGGUGGAACAAUUUAUAACACUUCGGUUGUAAAGAUAAUUGGGAUCUGCAACUGUUUCUCAGAUCUUUUAAAAAAUAGAUUGCAUGUGGGGUCCAAUGUGUAAAA